Linum tenue is the source of this 444-nucleotide messenger RNA. NCBI's taxonomy places the organism in Eukaryota, Viridiplantae, Streptophyta, Magnoliopsida, Malpighiales, Linaceae. The record is from the annotation of a GenBank genome assembly.
GCCUCGACAACCCAUCAUUCCUCCUUCAGCUUCUUUCCCUGCUUCUUCUCCCCUGUUUUUCGUUUUCAAUCGAGACAGACACCAUCAAGCCCAACAAUCCCCUCCGAGACGACGACGUGUUGGUCUCCGGCCGGCGGCCGCCAAACCUUCUCCCUCGGCUUCUUCUCCCCCAAGAACUCAAUCCGCCGGUACCUUGGGAUAUGGUACCACAACGUUUCGGAGCAAACCGUCAUCUGGGUCGCGAACAGAGACGCUCCUCUCAACGACACUUCCGGUUUACUCUCCCUCGAUUCCCGUGGCAAUUUCGGUAUAUACGCUGCAAAUGGAACUUCACUCGUCUGGUCGGCAAAACUCCCAGCUGGGAAUUUCCCCGCUCAGCUUCUGGAUUCGGGGAUUUGCCCAGAAUUCACUAGUCACGGCGCCGACCCCCCUUUCCGCGAUUGA